This is a messenger RNA of Sapajus apella (tufted capuchin), 6572 nucleotides long. It is a transcript of the gene EEFSEC, whose product is annotated as eukaryotic elongation factor, selenocysteine-tRNA specific. The coding region runs from base 4730 to 6184 and encodes 484 amino acids. NCBI's taxonomy places the organism in Eukaryota, Metazoa, Chordata, Mammalia, Primates, Cebidae. Gene Ontology annotation, biological process: selenocysteine incorporation. The transcript is spliced from 7 exons. The record is from RefSeq and is a predicted model, not a curated record. Gene Ontology annotation, molecular function: GTPase activity; translation elongation factor activity; GTP binding.
AAUGUGUUGCUAAUAUAUUAACAUAAUUAGUUUAUGUGUAUUCAUCUUGUAUCUUGCAACCUUGCUAAACUUUCUUAUUAGUCCUAGUGGUUGUUUUAUAGACUCCUUAGGAUUUCCUACAUGAAUUUCCUACAUAAAUAAAUGUAGGAUUUCUUACAUAAAUAAUCAUGUCACCUAUGAAUACAGAUAGUUUUACUUCCUUCUUUCUACUUUUUAUACCUUUUUCUAACCUUUAUGUUCUUUUUCUUGAUUUAUUACACUGGCUACAACUUCCAGUAAAAUGUUGAGUAGAAAUGGUGAGAGUGGACAUCCUUUCCUCGUUCUGAUCAUGGGGACAAAUAAUUUCAUAUUUCUCUAGUAAGUAUGGUGUUAGCUGUGGAAUAUUCAUACACAUCCUUUACUGUGUUGGGGAAAUUCCUUCUGUUUCUAGUGUGGUGAGUGUUUUAUCAGGAGUGGUUGUUAAAUUUUGUCAAGUGCUUUUUCUGCAUCCACUGAAAUGAUUAUAUAGUUUUUCGUCUUCAUUCUGUUAGUGUGAUGAAUUAUACCGACUGAUUUUUUUUAAUAUUAAACAUAAAAAGCUAUAAAUUUCCCUCUAAACUUGCCUCAGUCUCACCCGAUAUGUUUUUUAACAUGGUUUUAACGUGUUCAUAUAGAUUUUUACUUUCUAGGAGUGGAUUAUUUGGCCCAUGGAUCAGACAGUUGGUAGGGUACAGAUUGUAGAUAGUAUAAAUUAAUGGUUUUGCCCAAAUGUAGGAAAUUUGAGACAAUUUGUGAAACAGCAGAGAUGGCAAGGUCUUUGUUUCAUUGCUGACUUUCUAAUGGAAUUUGCUGGGGGACGUGAUUUGAUUUUUAGCCAUUUAGUGAUGCUUAUAUUAUGGCAAAGGCCGUGCCAUUCACAUUUCCCUUCAGGCAUGUCCUAAUUCAUAAUCUUAAAUAAUGAUAGGCUAUUUCUUUAAAGUAAUGUCAUUGUUUCCACCUGGGCCGAGGAAGAUGCUGAGUGUUGGCAAUGGCAUAGGAAGGGAAUGGACACAAAUCCAGGAAUAAGGAAGGCAAAGGUCAGCCAGCACGAUCAGCCACCUCCCUUGUGAGUGGGCACUGGACUAGGUCCCCUGCAUGUGUUAGGUGUGAGUCAAGAGCAUUGAGGAGAUGGCGGCCUGUAGGAAAUAAAUCAUCUGCUGCAGGUGACGUGAGUAGGGGCAGAAAUGAGGCUGGAGCCAGGUCUGCUAGCCCUCAAAGCUGGUGGACUUUUCCCAGGCGGUAUCUACCUUUUUGUAUUAUGCAACAUGAGGAUAUCUACAUUUUGGAGUGAAUGUGAGCUUAGAGGAUGAAGUUGUAACAGAAGUUUCCAGGAUAAUCUGUUAAUUGAUACCACCUAUCUUAUUGAUUUAAUAAUUGAGCUACUGUUAUACUUGGCCAGUUGAAUGUCAAGCUUGGCACUCCAUUAGAUAGGAAACCUGGUUUUGGAAUACAUCAAUAAUCCCAGGAAUUUUUAGCAGGAAACAUGGUUACCAAAUGUAAAUGAAACACCAGUGUUAUUUGUAGGAGUGUUGUAUUAGAGAGAUAGUUCUCUAAGUGGGCUGCAAAGCAGCUCUGUGAAGUGAGUCGUAUUUUCUCAGUGACUUCCAUAUUCUAAUAUUAAGUGAUGUAUUCCAAAGGAACAAGUCCUUUGUAAACGGUGGUUAACUUUUAUAAGGAAAGAAUAUAGAAGAUUCUGGACAGUGUCGUGCAAUGGAAGUGUUAAGAGCACAGAUUCUAGCACCAUGCUACUUGACUCCUGGCUCCAUCACUUGCUUGUUUUGGGAUCUUGAGCUGGUGACUACCACUUUUUACCUCAGCUUCUUAUCUGUAAAAUAAGGAUAAUAAUAUUGUAUGCACUUAAUGACAGUCGUGAGGGUUAAUGAAUUAGUAUGUAAAGUGCCUAAAACAAAGCCUGUUGCACAGUCAACUCUCAAUAAAUAUUAACUGUUAUUAUUGCUAUGGUUACUAAUAUUUGUAUUGCUUUAAUUAUGACAUUUAUUUCUUAAUUUUUGGUAGAAUUUCCUUGCUUGUUUUAGCUUGCUCUAAGAUUGGAUAUUUUCCUACCUCUCCUUGUGUCUGAGGGAGGGUUCUUUCAGAGUUUUGCUGUUGAUCACAGUGUCUGUGUUGAUCACUCUGUGUUCAGGUAGCCUCCCUAGAGUUGCUCUUGAGAAUCAAUAUCUCUUGUUAACAAAUACGCUGCUGCCAGCCACUCCUUCCCUGGGAGCAUCUCCACAUUCAAAUCCAGUUUGCACAGUGCCAGGACAGAAGUAGGAUGUGUGUCGGCCCCUUCCUGGGGUGCCACCUUCCCCAGGACAUGGUAAGUGUGCUGAGCAGUUGGUGCUUCAGUGAGACCCUCCCAAGUUGGUGCUUCAGUGGGACCCACUCAGCCAUUUUUGCCUGGUCAAGUGACAGAAUGGAUCAAAACUUGAUUAUAAAAGACUUAUUUACCUGGAUGAUAAUGGAAAAGAAAGGAGCCCAGUUGUUAUACUUCCCGCAUUAGGUUCUUUUGUCUGCUGCAUGACAGGCUUCCCUAGAAGAGUUGUUCAACUUGAAGUUGUAAAGUUGUAGGUUAUAAGGAAGAUUGGAUUCACUGUUUACUAAUUCUGUGUGACCUGAUAUAAGCUUGGUGCUCAAAAAGUGUUAGUUGAAGAAACUAGUUAAAAUUAAUUAAAAUGAGGGAUAGGCACCCUUCCUUCGUUCAGUUGUCCCCUUGCUUAAUCAUUUAUUGAUUUGUUCAUUUGUAUGCUCACUCAUCUGGUCACCUGAAGAUUAUUGGACCCCUCCUCUGGGCCAGGUAGGCCUUGUGCAGAGCUCAGGGACUCAGAUGUGUCUGGUAAGACCCCUGCCCAGUAUACUGGGAGACAGACACAGAAGCCCCCUUUUAACUGCCUCUGAGCAGUGCAGAGAUGGAGGGAGGGAAAAAGGGUUCCAAGCUGAGCCUAGCGAGGGGAAGAACAGGGCUGGACUCCUGCUGGCGGGGGUGCCCUAGGGGAGGAGUCCCUGGGCCAUGAGGCUGAGGAUGUGUUCCCUCCCACAGUUAAUGGCAUCUUAGUGAAAUCUGCCUAAUAAUAGGGUCUCUAGACCCCAGCAGAUGGUCUGCUGAUCUCAGGCAAGGUUUGUCUGUAAGAAUCCUUCGCCCGUGUAAACAUUUUAUUAGACCAUUAAGUUGCCUUCAGCCCCUCCCACAUUUACUAAUGUCUGAGCAGGCUGAGUGUAGGCUUCCAUUUUUAUGAAAACUCUUGCUUUUCCAGAGGCUUAUUCUUUGACCUAAUUUAUCUUGAAUCCUCAUCCCACAGAUCUGGCUUGCUUUGCAUGACUGGGAUAGUUGUCUGAAAGGGAGGGCUUUCCUGGAGCUGAGAGAUGGGCUAGAUAACUUUGGGAGGCCCUGGCCUGCUAAGGAAUUCUUUAGUGCAUCACUAUUUUAUGCCUUUAAAAAACUAUUCUUGUAAAGAAUUAUUGACAGUACAGCAUUUUGGGAGUGGGGUGUCCUAAGUGUAGCAACCCAUUUGGAACAUGUCUGUGUCCUCCUUUUUCAAGUUAAAAUAAUGACUCUUUAAGUGUUUUACAAUGCAAUGUGAUGUUGAUUUCAGAAUCUCUGCUAAGAUGUAGGGGAUAAAUGCGGUCCACAAAUCAUGCUGGUAUUUAAUUUUAUAUCCUAUGUUCUUCUAAGGAACGUGGAACUUGAAUGAUGGUGGUGUGUGGAGAGGGAUUGUAUGAGCUCUCCAGACCCAGACUAGCCUGUUUGCUUGUGUGAACACCUUUCUGGGAGGAAACUGUCCAGAGAGCUUAGAUCCAUUGGCCCUCAGCAAAAUCUGGUAAUAUUUGUAAACAACCCUGUGACAGAAUUCCACUAGGCCUCCAGGAGGAGGCAGGAGGCAGGAGCUCCUCCUUGUGCUUGGCUUGCUUGGAGGCAUUUGACCAAUCAUUAACCUCCCCAAAUUAUCCUUGUCUUUAUCAGGCACAUUUUGAACUUGAAUCCAAGCAUUAGAGGAAAGAGUAUUGGGAAAGGUUCCAUCUCUGCUGUGGGAUUAACUUGGCUUGGAGCAAGCUGGUCACUUCUGUCUGCGUGAGCACAGAACACAAAUCUGUUUUGAAAACUGGACCUACCUGAAGGAAAGAUGAUGAGAGUAGGACAUAUAAACAGCUGUAUAAAACACGGCUGCUGGCAGUAAUUUCUCUUAGUGACCAUGAAUCUGUGUGAAGAGGUGAAAAUCUUUCGAUAUGAGAAAAAGAGGGUAGAUAUAAUAAUCACCUUUAGUGUUUGCUUAUUAACAUUGGUUGCUCAACAUAUUAUUUCAAUCCUCAUAGUGACCUGUAAGGUAGGUGGGCUUCUCUCUAACAGAUGAGGACACUGAGACACAGAUGGUGCGGAGCUUGGUGGGGACUUUACUUCUGCUGCAGACUUCUCACGGCUGUCCCAGAGACAGAAUAAGCCCAGCUGUAGAAGGGAGCAGCUGUGGUUGUGGGAAGAGCAGUGGAUGGACAGCCAGGUGUCUGCACCAGAUACAUGCUUGGCUCUCCAGACCCAGACUGGCCUGUGCAGCACUUCUGCCUGCAGGCGAGGGGGCCCCUUAAGAGCUCUAGUUCAAGAAAAUUGCAUCUUUGGAUAUCAGAAUGAAGAAGAGUACUUCUGUUGCUGUAAUUCAGGGCUUCUUACUUAAUUCUGAACCAUCUAACCUAGCUCUAUCUGAGGGCCCAGAUCAUUGAUCUGAUGAUGCUGGUCAUCGAUGUGACCAAGGGGAUGCAGACACAGUCUGCAGAAUGCCUUGUGAUUGGCCAGAUUGCCUGCCAGAAGCUCGUCGUGGUGCUAAACAAAAUAGACCUCUUAGCUGAAGGAAGAAGACAGGCAACAAUUGACAAAAUGACCAAGAAAAUGCAGAAGACCCUAGAGAACACCAAGUUUCGAGGUGCACCGAUUAUACCCGUGGCAGCCAAGCCAGGGGGACCAGAGGCCCCUGAAACUGAAGCUCCACAGGGCAUUCCAGAACUCAUUGAGCUCCUGACGUCCCAGAUUUCCAUCCCAACGAGAGACCCCUCGGGACCGUUCCUCAUGUCUGUGGACCACUGUUUCUCCAUCAAAGGCCAAGGCACUGUGAUGACAGGGACCAUCCUCUCAGGCUCCAUCAGCCUCGGUGAUAGUGUGGAGAUUCCUGCCCUCAAGGUGGUGAAGAAGGUGAAGUCCAUGCAGAUGUUCCAUAUGCCCAUCACUUCAGCCAUGCAAGGAGACCGGCUGGGCAUCUGUGUCACCCAGUUUGACCCCAAGCUGCUGGAGCGCGGUUUGGUGUGUGCCCCUGAGUCCCUGCACACUGUCCACGCAGCCCUUAUCUCUGUGGAAAAGAUACCAUAUUUUCGGGGGCCCCUGCAGACCAAGGCCAAGUUCCACAUUACAGUGGGCCAUGAGACAGUCAUGGGCAAGUUGAUGUUCUUCACCCCUGCUCCAGAUAACUUUGACCAGGAACCUAUACUGGACUCCUUCGACUUCACUCAAGAAUACCUCUUCCAGGAGCAGUACUUAUGCAAGGAUUUGGCAUCAGCAGUGACAGACAAUGAUGAGGCCGACAAGAAGGCUGGCCAGGCCACAGUGGGCCAUUGCCCUCGGCAGCAGUGGGCCCUAGUAGAGUUUGAGAAGCCCGUCACCUGUCCUCGGCUAUGCCUGGUGAUUGGCUCCAGGCUAGAUGCGGACAUUCAUGCCAACACAUGCCGACUGGCCUUCCAUGGCAUCCUGCUCCAUGGGCUGGAGGACAGGAACUAUGCCGACAGCUUCCUGCCCAGGCUAAAGGUGUACAAGCUGAAGCACAAGCAUGGCCUCGUGGAGCGGGCAAUGGAUGACUACAGUGUGAUCGGCCGCUCCCUGUUCAAAAAGGAGACCAACAUCCAGCUCUUUGUGGGGCUCAAGGUGCACCUGUCCACUGGGGAACUGGGCAUCAUCGACAGUGCCUUCGGCCAGAGCGGCAAGUUCAAGAUCCACAUCCCAGGUGGCCUCAGCCCUGAGUCCAAGAAGAUCCUGACUCCCACCCUCAAGAAGCGGGGCCGGGCUGGCCGUGGGGAGGCCACCAGGCAGGAGGAGAGCACUGAGCGGACCGAGCCUGCUCAGCACGUGGCGCUCAGCCUGUCUUUCAAGCGCUAUGUCUUCGACACCCACAAGCGCAUGGUCCAGUCUCCCUGAGUGUCCAGUGACUUCCCCCAGGGCCUCAUUGCCCAGCCGAGUCCAGGCUGCUGUGCCAAAUGCCAACCAGAGGUGCCUCAGUCUCUCCCAGUGUCUCCCUGCAAUCCUGCAGCAGCAGCCCCCACCUCCAGGCUUGGUGCUCAGCCCCAGUGAGGACCUGAGGUGGGAUGGGUUGCCGGGCUAGGAGGGUCUGUCCUCCAGCCCCUGCACACUCCCACCCAGGACAGCCACCAGGCCCAACUAGGAAAGGGCCCUGGGCAGAGGGCUGGUAGCCAGCAUCUUCCAGUUCCCUAGCUGUUGGCCACCUGCAGGCCAGUCUCACCCCUCCCCCAGGUGGACAGGCACUUGGCGGCUACAAAUAAAUGUCCCGUGGCCCCAGACCACUCUA